This is a messenger RNA of Plasmodium adleri (nom. inval.), 663 nucleotides long. RefSeq names its product 1-cys peroxiredoxin. Lineage: Eukaryota; Apicomplexa; Aconoidasida; Haemosporida; Plasmodiidae. Gene Ontology annotation, molecular function: peroxiredoxin activity. The transcript has a single exon. Gene Ontology annotation, cellular component: mitochondrion; cytosol. The coding region runs from base 1 to 663 and encodes 220 amino acids. The record is from RefSeq and is a predicted model, not a curated record. Gene Ontology annotation, biological process: cellular oxidant detoxification; cell redox homeostasis.
AUGGCUUACCAUUUAGGAGCUACGUUUCCAAAUUUUACUGCUACUGCUUCUAAUGUAGAUGGAGUUUUUGACUUUUAUAAAUACGUAGGAGAUAGCUGGGCUAUUUUAUUUAGUCACCCACAUGAUUUUACUCCUGUAUGUACUACUGAACUUGCUGAAUUUGGUAAAAUGCAUGAAGAAUUUUUAAAGCUCAACUGCAAAUUAAUCGGAUUUAGUUGUAACUCUAAAGAAUCUCACGAUAAAUGGAUAGAAGAUAUAAAAUUUUAUGGAAAACUAGAUAAAUGGGAUAUUCCUAUGGUUUGUGAUGAAUCCAGAGAAUUAGCUAACGAAUUAAAAAUUAUGGAUGAAAAAGAAAAAGAUAUUAAAGGACUUCCAUUAACUUGUAGAUGUGUUUUCUUUAUUUCUCCAGAUAAAAAAGUCAAAGCAACCGUUCUUUAUCCAGCCACGACAGGAAGAAAUUCACAAGAAAUUCUUAGAGUUCUUAAAUCAUUACAACUCACUAAUACACACCCUGUUGCUACUCCGGUCAAUUGGAAAGAAGGAGACAAAUGCUGUAUAUUACCAACUGUUGAUAAUGCAGACCUUCCAAAACUUUUUAAAAAUGAAGUAAAAAAAAUGGAUGUACCAUCACAAAAGGGGUAUUUAAGAUUUGUUCAAAUGUAA